Suillus fuscotomentosus is the source of this 550-nucleotide messenger RNA. RefSeq lists its product as uncharacterized. The record is from RefSeq and is a predicted model, not a curated record. Lineage: Eukaryota; Fungi; Basidiomycota; Agaricomycetes; Boletales; Suillaceae. The transcript is spliced from 6 exons. The coding region runs from base 93 to 524 and encodes 143 amino acids.
UUGGACUGGGCCUGAUGCAGUCACUACGUAUCAUAACAUCAUAUUUCACUGACUGACUGACGCCGUGAACUGCUUCCUCCAAUACUCGCAAGAUGUCUCAUGAAAUUUCUGAUGUGCUCACAAACGUUGCUCUCCCAAAAACUCAAGCGACCAUAACUCUUCGAGUAAUCAAAUCCUUCGAAUACCGCACGGAACGCAGUCUCGUCUUACACAUGUUGAACCUGGAGAUCACAACAGUUGGCGAGCUCAAGGAUAUGGCUCGGCGAGCUGUUCAGACUAGUUCAGGAUGGAAGCCGUAUCGGAACGUGCAUCUAGAUACACUCAAGUUGUACACCAAAGCUCACGGUGCUAAGACAACCAAUCUGAUCAUCAAUAUGGACCACGACGACUGGAUUUUCGAUGAUGACGCCCGCACCCUAGCUGAACUUGGUAUUGAAAACGAGACAGAGAUCAGCUUCUUUAAUCGUGUAGCUUACAAUGCCUUCAAGGAAAAUCCCGAAAUUCGAUGGGACAUUCCUCCGUAAUGCGGAGAGCCAACCAAGAAGUGAAG